Bactrocera oleae (olive fruit fly) is the source of this 3124-nucleotide messenger RNA. RefSeq lists its product as uncharacterized. NCBI's taxonomy places the organism in Eukaryota, Metazoa, Arthropoda, Insecta, Diptera, Tephritidae. The record is from RefSeq and is a predicted model, not a curated record.
AACGUCAAACGGGGUAGGAUGGACGAUUGCAUGACAGACUGGAAAAUUCGACGCGAAAAGGGGGUUGCUGGGCGACCUACGCGCACUUGAGCAGUGCAGACGGCUGACAGAAGUCGGGCAAGAAUGGAGUAAUACAGACGAGCUAACGAACUAAGGAGCGAGUGAGCGCCGAGUCGAUAAGUGUUCGUGCAAGAAUAAUAUCAAAUGAAAAUAGUAAAUUCAUUGAAAAUGUUACAUUUAGUUAUACAUACUUCAUUCUAAUGAAAAUAUAUACAAAUGUGCAUAAAUAAAAAAAUCCAAUAAGUUAAAAGCACUGAAAAAUUGAGUCAAACGUAAAAAUCAACCCCAGAAGUUAAGAAAAAUUCACCACCACAAAUUCGACAAAAAAAUCAACACAUCCCAGGCUCACCUAAAGUUUACACCGACUGCACUACCACCAUCACCAGCAAUCAACUCCGCAGACAGUACAAAAAUUCAAGAAAACCUUAUGUCUGCAGUAACAACAGCAGAGUGCAAUCAGUUCUCAGCGCUGUGGGCUGAAAAUUAUUCAGUCAGAAAUUUCGUUAUUCAAAAAAUUGAUUCUCCACAUCGCCACCUCAACAGCUUCUAAGUCGGGUUCGCGUUCUAGUCCGCACGCAAACUUCAAUCAUAUAUGAUUAUCGUUUUGUUAUUAUUGUUUCAAUCACUAUGUCUAUACUGUCAACGUCUUGUCCUGUAUAUACACGAUCGAUGGAUCAAUCCAAAGAAUUCACGUCUACUUAAGGAAGCCGCUGAGACGUCCUCAGCUGCGACACGCAAGCUACUGCUAGAGCAAUACCAUACUGGAUGCUUAGAGACCAACAAACAGCCACGCAAACGAAACAAUCUAUCCACAUGUAGUGGUGAGCCAGAUGGUGCUGGAGGCAUUUUAGCUGAGGCUUGUCGUUUUUGCGCUAACAGUCCGCAGGGUUAUUGUUGUCAUCAUUUUCAUCUGCAAAAAUUGGAAAUACAGAAGGCACACAAGAAACAGAUACAGCAAUCUAGUGGCUACCUAUCGAUAGAGAAUCGACCACGCUUCUGGCAGCCACUCUGCGGCGGCAGCACUUCGACGACGUUGGAGGAAACAUGGGCGCAACGACGACAGCAGCGUAAAGUAAGUCGUGAAUUAAGGCAAAAUUUGAAAAAUCGAUUGACUGCCACCACUUCACGACAACAUCAAACACUACAACAACAAGAGCAGCAGCAAAACUCAAUGCAAAAACAAUAUCAGCUUCAAAGGCAGUAUUUGAGGCGACAGCAAUAUGAGGAGUUCAUGAGGGCAAGAAACGCCGGCAACAAUAGUAGCAGUAGUAGUUCCAGUAGUGGCAGUCCAUUGUGGGAUACGUCCACUUCAAAUUCAUCUAGCGGCUACCAAUCACCCUUCGCUUCUGUGUACAAUGUAAAUGGUUCGCUCUCUGAUAUCGAUACUACGGACUCUGGUCUAGCGACCUCUAUAGAAAGUGUUGCAUAUUAUGGUGUUGAGGAACCGGUAUCUGUCGAAGAAUUGUCCCCAAGUUUAGCUGUAGAACUAGAACUAGCAACAGCAAAGACAUCCACAAUAACAACAACCUACCUUUAAAUGACAUAACAAAACAAAAAAAAAACAUAAAAUACGGUGUAGUAUCUAGUUAAACAAUACAUAUUAGCAGUUAACCGGCAACAAGCGAACAGAGGGAAUUGAAAAUAUCGACAACCAAGAAGACGCAACAACACAAAAGGGUUCUCAAACAAAGGACUUGUACCGAGUGGGUCAAACGUGUGCAGGCGAACGAAGCAAAGUGCUUUUGCAGGUGUGUAGAAUACGAAACAACCGGAAGUGACCUUCUUUUCGUCAGACAACAGUGACUAGACUACUUAAAUGUCAAAAAAACAAAAACGCAUUCCGCUUGCAGGGUUCUUGAUUUCGAGAAUCUAAACUGUCAAGUAGUGACCUUAGUAGUAACAGUAGAACACUACAAAAGUGCUACGUGGCACUGAAAUCGAUUGUUCUUAAAUUCAACAAUUUAAUCACAAUCAUCUUGACGUACAUACAUAAGUUGUAACGUAAGAGAAAAAAAAUGUCCUCGGAUGACGACAAUAAUUCGUUAAACUCAUCAGCCCAAUUGGACGCAAGGAUUAACGAACCGUUAAGUGGCACAUCAACACCGACGCUGAUUUCGUCGGCGGCCAACACAAAUGCGGGUAAUGCAAGUGCUAGUGGCGGAAGUGGAAGUUCUUCUCAAUUGGUGAGACGUAAGAAAGUCAUGCCGCUGGAGCAUGGCUGCGAGGACAAUUGGACGUGGAGUAAACGGCAUCGUUCGAAGGAAAUAGUACUGAGUGGUCUCAAUAAUCGCACAGUUCAUUUUCACCCGAAUUGGAGUAAAGGAACGGCGGGUGUACAGGGCAAGCGUCCGCUGAAUAAUGGCCGCUUCUAUUGGGAAUUACAUGUAUCACAGCGUGUCUUCGGAACUAGUAUUAUGUUUGGUAUCGGCACAAAACAAGCACGACUUCACGCCAACUCCUUUCGCAAUAUGCUCGGUGAAAAUGAACAUGGCUGGGGUCUAUCGCACAAGGGUGUGCUGUGGCACAAAGGUGUAGCGCUAUUGUACACUAAACGUUUCAAAGAAAAUCAUCCCACAGUUAUAGGCGUGCUCUUUGAUGGCAUCGAGGGUACGCUCAGCUAUUACAAAGAUGGCAAAUGUUUGGGAGUAGCUUUUAGAGGUUUAGAUAAGAUCAAGGAACCGCUAUAUCCGAUUGUCUGUUCGACUGCUGCGAAAACUGAAAUGACUCUCAAAUGUACGCGACGGGAUUUUGUAAAUCUUCAAGAUCGUUGUCGCGCCGAAAUUAUUAAGCACGUCAAAACGAGAGAGGAUUUGGUGAAAUUGAAAUUGCCGCCACUCAUCACACAAUAUUUGAGCGAAGUGGUGAACGAUAUGGCACCACUGCGCCAAGUCGACAACUACGACAUUUUAUGCGAUUUUUAAAUUAUAGCAACUGACACCGCGUAAGUGGGAUUUGGAAUAAUAUAAUACUAUACGGGCGGUGGUACUAACAUGUGUGUGUGAAUUUGUGUGUGUGUGUGUAUUUACAAAUUAAAUAUUGUAACUAUAGUUUAUAAUUAUACCUA